AGAGAGAGAGAGAGAGAGAGAUAGAUAGAUAUAUAUGGCAUCUUCAUGUAUGUCAAUUCAACUGAAGUGCUUUGCUCUUCAGAAGAAGUCAAGACCACCCUCUCCUCCUCAGCUUUCAUGCCAUUGUUGAUGAGAAAAGUGGAACAAGUACUUCCCAUGCAGAUAGAUGUCUCCAAAACUUUCAAGAACACUUCUUCAAAAGUGUUGGACUUCUUGGUCGAUUCGAUGUUUGAAUUCGUCGAUCAAUCCCUGCUUCCAUCUCAGAGCAACUUUGGCCCGGUAGACGAGUUGGGAGGAGAAGUUGUUAUCACCAGCAGCAUCAGAGGGAAAAUCCCAGAUGAUUUUCCAGAGGGUGUCUACAUAAGAAAUGGACCAAACCCUCUAUUUGGAGGACUGAAAUCUACUAAAUCCAUCUUUGGAAGGUCAAGCCACAUAUGGAUAGAAGGAGAAGGCAUGCUUCAUGCUUUAUAUUUUAGUAAGGACGUCAGUGACGGAAGCUGGACUGUCAGGUACAACAACAGACACGUCGAAACUGAAACUUUCAAGCUAGAAAAACAGAGAAACAAGCCAUCUUUUCUCCCAGCUAUAGGAGGUGAUUCGCCGGCUAUUUUAUCUGCUUAUCUCCUCAAUUUGCUGAGGUUUGGCAAAGUGAACAAGUACUUGAGUAACACCAAUGUUUUUGAGCAUUCGGGGAAGUUCUACUCCAUUGCAGAAAACCACAUACCUCAAGAGAUUGACAUCAUCACAUUAGAAACUUUAGGAAAUUGGGAUGUCUCUGGAGCUUGGAACCGACCUUUUACCAGCCAUCCAAAGAGAGCUCCAGGCACAUGGGAGCUGGUCAUACUGGGAAUCGACGCAGUUAAACCUUUCAUAGAGAUAGGAGUAGUUUCUGCUGAUGGAAAGGAAUUAAUUCAUAAAGUGGACCUCAAUCUCGAUAGGUGCAGCCUUUGCCAUGAACUAGGGGUUACACAAAGCUACAAUGUGAUCAUGGAUUUUCCUCUAACUUUAGACAUAAACAGACUUGUCAAUGGAGGCCCAUUAGUAAAGUACAAUCAGGAAGGAUAUGCAAGAAUUGGUGUAAUGCCUCGCUUCGGUGAUGCAAGUUCAAUCCACUGGUUUAAAGUUGAACCCAAUUGCACAUUUCACAUCAUCAAUAGUUUUGAAGAUGGUGAUGAGGUUGUAGUGUGGGGUUGCAAAGCUCUUGACUCAGUUAUACCAGGACCUGACAUGAGUUUGAAUCAAUUUGGGUGGUUGCCAAGAAGAUUUAAGCCUGCAGAUCCAAGUAAAGAAAACAAUGAUGAUAUUUCAGCAGAGGAUGGAAAAUUAUUUUCUCAUGCUUAUGAAUGGAGAUUAAACAUGAACACUGGAAAAGUCAUGGAGAGAUAUCUCACUGGAAAAGAGUUUUCCAUGGAUUUUCCCAUGAUCAAUGGAGCUUUUGCCGGUGUUAAAAAUAGAUAUGGCUACUCCCAAGUAGUUGACUCAAUUGCAAGCUCUACCUUGGGCAUGCUCAAAUAUGGUGGUCUAGCCAGGCUACAUUUUGAAGAGCCAGCUGAUGUUUCUUUGAGAAAUGAAAGCCAAUUUGAGGUGGAAACCCGCAUGUUCGAGGAGAAGAGCUUCUGCAGUGGAGCUGCUUUUGUCGCUAAACAAGGAGGCCUUGAAGAAGAUGAUGGAUGGGCCAUCACUUUUGUUCACAAUGAAGAUACCAACAUAUCUCAAGUUUACGUGAUCGAUACUAAGAAGUUUUCUGAUUAGCCUGUUGCUAAAAUCACAUUGCCAUUCAGAGUUCCAUACGGAUUUCAUGAAGCUUUCUUGCCAAUGUCAUAACAAUAAUAUGCCUAAUUAAUCAUCAUGAUUAAAUUUUGACACUCAGCAUUUUAGCUGCGGUUAAUUUCGUGGUUAAAAAUGUUGGAAAAUAGCGUGUAAUCUAAUGAGCGAAAAAGAAUGUAUAAGAAAUUGGGGCUAAUACAUGAAGCAAUUGGACUCCUACGUGGGGGUUUGCGUCUCAAA
Prunus persica (peach) is the source of this 2007-nucleotide messenger RNA. Its product is annotated as carotenoid 9,10(9',10')-cleavage dioxygenase 1. The transcript is spliced from 13 exons. Gene Ontology annotation, molecular function: carotenoid dioxygenase activity. The record is from RefSeq and is a predicted model, not a curated record. Gene Ontology annotation, biological process: carotene catabolic process. NCBI's taxonomy places the organism in Eukaryota, Viridiplantae, Streptophyta, Magnoliopsida, Rosales, Rosaceae. The coding region runs from base 46 to 1752 and encodes 568 amino acids. Gene Ontology annotation, cellular component: chloroplast stroma.